CAAAAAGAAAAAAAACAACCUACCCCCCCAACCCUUCCUCGACCAUCCCCAGAACGCAGCCCCUCCAUUUUCCUCACCCAGCACAAAUCCUCAAUGACUUGAUGGCCUAACAAAGAGGCUGACAAAAACCCUGUGACGACGGCUAGCUCCUUCUCCUUCUCUGGACUUCCGUUGAGCAGCUGUUGCGCAACUUUAAGGGGUAGGGACCUUCAAGCCCAUUUUCAUGGCUGCCAUUGACCCCAUGGUGGCUCCGCCAGUGGCAAUGGCAUAAAACCCUUGAGUAAAAUCCACAAAAUCAAGAGACCCAAAACAACUAAUGACAUGCAUUUUCCUAUGGAUCUUAGAAGGCUUUCAAUCUCGAAACCCACUCUUCUCUUCCGCAUCAACCGCCCCUUAACGUGCGUUACCUGCAACCUCCAACGCCCCAAAGAACCUCCUCAACCGCCACCAUUACAGGUUCCGAAGGAACCACAGCCUCCCAAUCAGAGUUUGCACAACUGGGUAUCUUCUAUUCUUUCAAAACCAUCUCUGGAUUCUUCUAAAUGUAAAGCUCUGAUACCCCUUUUGUCAUCUCAUGAAUUUGAUAGGGUAUUCUGUUCCAUUAGCUCCAAUGUGAACCCCAAAACAGCUCUUCAUUUCUUUUACUUUGCUUCUGAAUCUUUUAAGUUUCAGUUUACUGUACGAUCCUUUUGUGUUUUAGUUCGUCUGCUUAUUCUUUCGAAUCUUGUGUCGCCUGCGAGAUUGCUUUUGAUCCGUUUGAUUGAUGGGAAUGUGCCAGUUUUAUAUGCUAACCACAAUCAAAGGCAUAUGGAGAUUGCCAUUGCCAUGUUAGACUUGAAUACCGUGUCCACACAAGGUCUUGGGGUUCAGGCAUUGGAUUUGUUGAUUCAUGUUUACUGUACGCAAUUCAAGAAUAUGGGUUUUGGUUAUGCCAUUGAUGCGUUUGUAAUUUUUUCUAAAAAGGGUGUUUUUCCAUCAUUGAAGACUUGUAACUUUUUGUUGAAUUCUUUAGUGAAGGCUAACGAACUUCAUAAGAGUUAUGAUGUAUUUGAAGUUAUGUGCCGAGGUGUUUCUCCUGAUGUUUACUUGUUUACUACUGCAAUUAAUGCAUUUUGUAAGGGAGGAAAGGUUGAUGAUGCAAUAGGUUUGUUUUCGAAAAUGGAGGGGCUGGGUAUUGUCCCAAAUGUGGUUACGUACAAUAAUAUUAUUCAUGGGCUCUGUAAGAGCAGAAGAUUAGUAGAGGCCUUCCAGUUUAAGAAGAAGAUGAUAGAAAACAAUGUGAGCCCGAGUCUUAUAACAUAUAGUGUGCUCAUUAAUGGUUUGAUAAAGCUGGAGAAGUUUCAUGAUGCAAAUUGUGUUUUGAAGGAAAUGUGCAACAGAGGAUUUGUCCCGAACGAGGUUGUCUAUAACACAUUGAUUGAUGGAUAUUGUAAAACGGGAAAUAUUAGUGAGGCACUAAAGAUAAGGGAUAAUAUGUUAUCCAAUGGGUUAACUCCCAAUUCUGUUACUCUUAAUUCUCUACUGCAGGGGUUUUGUAGAAGUGAUCAAUUUGAUCAUGCUGAGCAAGUUUUAGACAAGAUUAUAUCUGGUGGUUUAUCCAUAAACCAAGCUCUUUGUUUCUCGGUUAUUCACUGGUUCUGCAUGAAGUCUAGGUUUGAUUCUGCACUAAAAUUCACUACUGAAAUGAUAUUAAGAAAUUUUAGGCCCAGUGAUAGCUUGCUUACCACAUUAGUUGGUGGGCUCUGUAAAGAUGGAAAGCAUUCUGAGGCACUUGGGCUUUGGUUUAGGCUAUGGGAGAAAGGAGUUGCAGCCAACACAGCGACCUCAAAUGCUCUAAUUCAUGGACUUUGUGAAUCUCGUAGCAUGCAAGAGGUUGUUAUGCUACUCAAACCGAUGCUAGAAAGAGGUUUGGUAUUGGAUAGAAUCUCAUACAACACACUUAUCUUGGGUUGUUGCAAGGAGGGAAAAGUGGAGGAAGGUUUUAAGCUUAAGGAAGAGAUGGCUAAACAAGGAAUUGAACCAGAUACUUAUACUUAUAAUUUGCUAAUGCAUGGCCUAUGUAAUAUGGGAAAAGUGGACGAUGCGGUUAAACUUUGGGAUGAGUGUGAAAAUCGUGGUCUUGUUCCCAAUGUCUAUACAUAUGGGGUGAUGAUAGAUGGGUACUGUCAAGCUGGAAGAAUGAAGGAGGGUGAAAAUCUCUUCAGUAAGUUGGUGAAUAAGGAAGUGGAACUAAAUUCAGUUGUUUAUAAUAUACUAAUCAGAGCAUACUGCACAGAUGGGAAUAUGACUGCUGCCCUUGGUCUUCGUUGUGACAUGAAAAAGAAGGGCAUUCAACCAUCUUGUGGCACAUAUUCUUCUCUUAUACAUGGACUAUGCAAUAUUGGCGAUGUUGAGGAUGCAAAAUGCCUUCUGGAUGAAAUGAGGAAGGAUGGUUUGUUGCCAAAUGUUGUUUGUUACACUGCACUGAUUCAUGGUUAUUGUAAGCUAGGCCAAAUGGAUAAAGUAAGGAGUGCCUUUCUGGAGAUGUCUUCAGAUAACAUACAACCUAAUAAGAUUACCUACACUGUCAUGAUUGAUGGGUAUUCUAAACUAGGCAAUAUGGAAGAAGCAACUAAACUUCUAUGCGAGAUGGCAAAAAUGGGAAUUGCCCCAGACGCCGUUACCUAUAAUGCCUUAACAAAUGGAUUUUGCAAAGAAAGGAUGGUGGAAGAAGCUUUUGAAGUAUGUGAUCAUAAAGGUGUAGGUUUAGAUGAGAUUACAUAUACCACAUUGGUUCAUGGGUUGCAUCAGCCCACUAAAUGUGCAAAUCAGGAAUGAUAUGGAAACAUUCAAAAGGUGCAUAUUCUUAUUCUUAAUACUGCUGACUGUAGACCAUGGGAUACAUGUUACAUCUCCUUACCAUCUCCAAAAUGAUCCUUGAACAUGGGAGGUUGGUAGAUCUGUACAUAACUCAUUUUUUGCAUCUUAUUUGUUUGAAGAUUGUUUCAUUACUUGUAAUUCAAUUGCUUUUAGGAGUUUAUAGUUAUUGCUGGGUUAGGAUGAAAAUAAUUAGUUCAUAAUUGUUGCUUUUCUUUUUUGGUCUGAGCAUAAUUGUUUCUUUUACCAUGUCAUUUUUUCAUCUUGUUCUUUUAGCAACAUCUUGUUUUGGUGAACUCAUUUAUGAUUUUCACUGUACCAUGUACAUAUGGAGUGUCAUCCGUUAGCAGUUUAAUAAGUUAUGUCAAGUUGUAUUCACUUGAAUAUAAUGACAAAUUUCCAUUAUAUGUUGUAAGAUUGAAAUUCUCUAUGUAUGUUGCUCCUACUAGCUCCUAUCAGCUCCUAUGUCAAGUCUGUCUGAUGAAUAAACUUUUAAGUCCAUUUCCUCUCAUUAAUAGUUCUAUUAUUGUAACUUGACAUAGAGUUGUUGGGCCUUUGCAUAGGUGGUAACUGUGUUGAGCUGCGGGCACCUAUGAUAUCAUUACCAUCUGUUUACAAAUCAGGGUUGUCUGAUUCUUAAGUAUCUUUAUUUGAAAAUAAAAUUGCAUUAAGGUUUUUUCUUUUGGUUAAUGAAUCUAAGGCUUGUUUGACUUGACUCUGGAAGGUUUUCACGUUGUCGUCCUUUAUGAUAGCUAUGUACAGAUAUUCGUCUCCCUUAUUGCCCGCUUAAGUAAACCAAUUGGUACUAAAGCUAAAAGCAGUUAUGGUGUGGCGUCAAAGAAAGCAAAAUUUAAAUUUCUACGGAUAUUUCAGACUUUUCUUCUUGAAGCCCUUAUUGUGAUUACAAACUGGAACUGCUAUUUUAGAACAUGCUGAGAAAAGAGCCUUAAUAUAAUUGUAAUGGUUUUGUAGACUGGAAUCCCUUACCUGUCUUUUUGUAUCUCUCUGUCACGUGAUUUCACCAAACUUUUUUGCUCUUUCUAGCCCAUGGUUGUGGACUGAUCAACAUCACGAGGGGAUCAUAAAUGGAGAUUCAAAAUGUAUAAAAAUAGCGGAACUACUAUUUUUAGUUCAUACCGGUUUCUAAUAAUGGAAUCUUUGGCAUCUUUACUUUGCCAACUUCAGCUCUAUCUUUUUCAACGUUUCUGUACUUCUUUGAUACAAAAUCUGAGUAGCCUUGACUUUAAUACACGCUGACAUAUUGAAGAGUGCAAUGAGACAAUGAAAUAUUUAGCUGGUGAUGAAAUGUGUUCCUUGAAAGGGAAAAAGGAAAACAUAUCUCUGUUAAUCACAACAAACCCUAAGGUUUUCAAAGGAACUAUGAAGUCAAAGGCUAACCAUUCUAAGAAACAAAAGUAGAGCCUCUGAUUUGUAGUCUUGGCCUUUAUGGCUUUUGAUGACUAGUUGUGAGUCAUGACUAAUGACCCUUGGCAUCCCUCAGAAAAAUUACACUUGUGAGCUCACUUCUAUCAUUAUCUUCCCUGCCCCCAUCCCCCUAAAUAGAAUACGGAAACGUAAAACCUUAAAUUAAGAAACUGCUAAAGUAUCAUUGAAUAGUGUGGCUAUAGUACUUGUAUAUAGAUAUCCUUUAUUUUCUAUCUAAAAUGUUCUACUGCAUUAGUAUUCAUCGUAAGGUUGUCCUAACUCUUUACAUUAGAGGAUCUAUAUUAAUAACUUCUUACAAACUUUUAUGCUUGUCACCAGUUGCAACCUGUAAGUAUUUGAGUUUGGAACUGGCUUUGUUUGAAGAAAAAAUUGAAAAUUAGACACCAGCCAUCUCAGAUUUAAAUCGUGUUCACUCUAUUGAUGAGGCACAUAGCUCGCUGAUAUGGCCUUAAGGAAAUGUUUGAAACAUCAAGAUAUGGCAGAAUCCCAGGUAUUGCACUCAAGAUUUAUUGCAACAACUGUUUUUGUUUUUUCUUGCUCGAAGAUUUACUGCAAUAUAUGUUUUUUUGCAUUCCCCCUUGAUAUAAUGUGGUUCAUGAAGGCUAGAUAACUUGUUCUGAAGGUAUGCUAAAAGUGUACAUGUGAAAGAAUAAACAAAAAUUUACCAUGCAAAAAAUUAUGUUUUGAAUACAGGGGAAGGAACAUUUUAUUUGAUAACCCUGGGCAUGCAAACCCUGUCAUUAGAUUUUUAAAAAAAUAAUGAGCUUGUUUUUUUCCCUAUUGUGCACAAUUAUUCCUAUGAGUCGCACUUGGGAUACCUUUGACUCAGAAAUCUUUCAGUUGGUGAUUUGAAGCAGUAUAGGUUAUCAAAGGUUAGAAGUGUAGUUUUGGAAUUGUUAGAAUUGAGAUUUCAACCUCUUUUUAUAUUUAAGUUCUCUCUCUCCUUUUUCUUUUAUUCUUUUAUUCAGUGUAGGGAUUGGAUACCAUCAAAUCAGAGAUUAGAUAUCCUGGAUAAUGGUAAGUUUGACCUUUUAGACGCGGCAUCACUCUUGAGAGACAAAACAAUCUCAGUUUUACUUAUGUCCCAUUUUGAUGGACAAAUUUAAAACGAUAGGUUUGUAACAGUGUUUACAUCACCAUGAAACAUUAAAUGCAAUACAAUCUAUGUUUUUUUUCUUUCAUUAAGUACAAUUUAUGUUAAACUAAAUUCAGAUGGAAUCUUUUGAAUUUGAAUGUUGAAAUGACUAGACAGAGAGAAUCAUUUGAAAUUUAUGUCUUCUAUUUCUCUUUACACAAAUCCAAACUUUUACGUAAAAACUUAGCCACCAUGUCAUAAUGGAAACAAAAUACAGUUCAAUAUUGACAUUUUCCAUAGGUGCAUAAAUAUGUGUAACAUGCAUAUAGGAGUACGUGUAUUUUCUUUUUAAAAUCUUUACGCCUUCUGGGCGGAUGAUUGAUGGUCAUUAAUUCCUGCUCAUCCCUGGCUAAUUGGGCAUUAGAUCGACACUGGACAGAGAAUGUGGAGUCCUCGCUGCCAAUCUGUGCCCAAAGAGUGUUUUUGGGGAGGAUACUUUGGUGAAUGUGAGUUUUGAGAAACAAGCAGAUGGUAAGCUCAGUGGAUACAUCAGAAUUAGAAGCAAGACUCGAGGCAUUGCCCUUCAGUCUUGGGGACAAGAUCACCUUGAAACAGAAGGGCGGCCUCUGAUUGGAGAACAAGCCUAAUUUUGCAGCUGUUAUUCUUUGCUUGAACCUUUGUUAGUACGAGUCUGCUUGCAGCAUGAGGCCUAUCUGUAUUCAUCUCACUUGCACUUAAUUUUCCUGUUUUUACCGAGGAUCGCCUCUGUUAAAGAAUUCUUUUGCCUUUUGGUUUUUCCCAGUAAGUGGAUAGUUAGGACUAUUGCUGCUAUCCACAAUAUAUUCAAAGUAAAUUUGUAGUGAUGCCCACUGUAUACAUUUCUGUUGUUAAUUGUAACAUUUCAUGUUUGCAAUUU
Prunus dulcis (almond) is the source of this 6293-nucleotide messenger RNA. Its product is annotated as pentatricopeptide repeat-containing protein At4g19440, chloroplastic. NCBI's taxonomy places the organism in Eukaryota, Viridiplantae, Streptophyta, Magnoliopsida, Rosales, Rosaceae. The record is from RefSeq and is a predicted model, not a curated record. The coding region runs from base 322 to 2817 and encodes 831 amino acids. The transcript is spliced from 2 exons. Gene Ontology annotation, molecular function: protein binding.